Tilletiaria anomala UBC 951 is the source of this 459-nucleotide messenger RNA. RefSeq lists its product as uncharacterized. The transcript is spliced from 2 exons. Bases 1 to 459 code for a protein of 152 amino acids. Lineage: Eukaryota; Fungi; Basidiomycota; Exobasidiomycetes; Georgefischeriales; Tilletiariaceae. The record is from RefSeq and is a predicted model, not a curated record.
AUGGCGGUGCAGAUGUUCCGGCCGCCGGACUCACCACGCGCGUGUGAUUUUGCCGAUGCAGGAAGAUCAAAUGCAAUAGGGCCAGGCUGCAUCAAUGAGGAUGUCGUCAGGAGCGCUGCCGCGCGUGCUGGCCGGGAUGUCGCUAGCGACCUCGUUGCUGCGGGUGUUACCCACUCCGAGGCAUCAUGGGGCUCGAGCUCAGACUCGGGACCAAGUAGCAGCGACAGCAUCAAGACAGCUCCACUGCUGGCUUCCGUCAGGUUCUUCGCACCGAUGAUGCAUCGCUCAACCAAGCAGUUCGUGUGCAUGGCGAGAAUACCAGCCGGGCCCCCUGACGCCAACGCAGCAACGCAGAAAUUGGUAGAGCUCCCUUUCAGCAUCAGCUUAAAGCAUAACCCGAAAGCCGUAGAAAACGCAGAGACAGCCAAGCCAGCAGCAGUGUACGGCAAGCGCCUGUGA